This is a messenger RNA of Lodderomyces oxycetoniae, 1401 nucleotides long. It is a transcript of the gene PDE1, whose product is annotated as 3',5'-cyclic-nucleotide phosphodiesterase PDE1. The transcript has a single exon. Bases 1 to 1401 code for a protein of 466 amino acids. Gene Ontology annotation, biological process: cAMP catabolic process; negative regulation of glucose mediated signaling pathway. Gene Ontology annotation, molecular function: 3',5'-cyclic-GMP phosphodiesterase activity; 3',5'-cyclic-AMP phosphodiesterase activity. The record is from RefSeq and is a predicted model, not a curated record. Lineage: Eukaryota; Fungi; Ascomycota; Pichiomycetes; Serinales; Debaryomycetaceae.
AUGUCGUUUGAAAUAACGUUUCUCGGAACUAGCGGUGGCCCUUUAGAAGGCAACACAUGCUCGAUUCUUUUAAAGUCGGCUAAUAUCUCAUAUCCACUGAUUCUCAACCUCAACAAUCUCAAAGAAGAAGACUUUCAAGAUGAGCUACAUUCUAAAGAGAAGGACCAACAAGAGGACCAACAAGAUGAGCUGCAUUCUAAAGAGAAGGACCAACAAGACGAGUUAAUUUGUAUAGAUGCUGGAUCAGGUAUGGGAAAAUUAGCAGAGAUAAUUCAUCAAGAGAGCAAAUUUCAAAAAUCCUGGUGUAGUUUACUCAACUACUAUCCAGAUUCCGAAGAUAUUGAAUACUAUUACCAUCACACAAUUCAACUAACUCAACCAUUCAGCAAAUUGAGCAAGUUUAAUGCGAUAUUGUGCAUAAAGUACAUAUACCAAAAAUUAAACAAUUUUCUAAUAUCUCAUCCUCAUUUAGACCAUGUUUCCUCACUAGUCAUCAACUCCGCUGGUUUUACUACAAACAAUCCGCCAAAACGGGUUUAUGGAUCCAAAUACACCAUGAAUUCGCUACAGCGUCAUUGUUUCAAUGGAGAAGUGUGGCCCAACAUGCCCAGUUUUGAUGUCCUAUCAUUAAACCAAAUAAAGUAUAAAAAAAAUGUCAAAGUGGGGAAUUACAAUGUACGCAUGUUCCCCCUAAGUCAUGGUCAAUUAAACCUAAUAGAAGGAAAAAAGCAUAAAUCGACACUGUCAUCAUCACAUCAUUCAAGUGUGACAACCAUCCCCGCUGGUGUCAGUAAUGAUGAGUUUAUUAUGACAAAAAUAAGUCAAGAUGAAAAAAGAGACUCAAUAGGGAGCGGAAGCGGGCUCAAUAUAGAGGAUCUAGAUCAAGAUGCAGUAUCACUGCACUAUUUAUCUUCGGCAUUUUUGAUAUCACGAAAUAAUUCCCAUCUCUUGAUAUUUGGAGAUUUCGAAAGCGAUGCAACAAGUGGCUUGGAUUAUAAUUUACAAAUUUGGCAAGAAGUAGCACCAUUGAUUCUUCAAGGUAGUUUAAAAGCAAUCAUUCUUGAGUGUUCGAAUAGUUUUGAAAUUGAUGAGAAUAAAUUAUAUGGACAUUUAACUCCAAGACACGUCAUUAAUGAAUUGACACAAUUGUCUAAGGAAUGUCAAAAACUACAACAGCAGCAGCAACAGCAGCAGCAGCAACAACAACAGCAACAACAACAACAGCCACUCGUUGGACUUCAUAUCAUUAUAAAUCAUGUAAAAGAGCCAUUAUUAACGAACCUCCGAGAGAUUAAGGAUCCACGAAAACAGAUUCUUUUUGAAUUGAACAAACUCAAUGAUGAAGAGAAUAUAGGCUGUUUUUUUUCGGUUGCAUUGAGCGGUACCUCUAUUAUAGUUUAA